This is a messenger RNA of Stylophora pistillata, 8208 nucleotides long. Its product is annotated as ubiquitin carboxyl-terminal hydrolase 9X. Gene Ontology annotation, cellular component: nucleus; cytosol. Gene Ontology annotation, biological process: protein deubiquitination; cell migration. Lineage: Eukaryota; Metazoa; Cnidaria; Anthozoa; Scleractinia; Pocilloporidae. The record is from RefSeq and is a predicted model, not a curated record. Gene Ontology annotation, molecular function: cysteine-type deubiquitinase activity.
GAGUAUUCUGCUCCACAUGCAAAACAGUGAUUUUGUUCAAAAUACCAGGUCUACAAAAUUGAAUUCAGCCCUCCUAGCCUGUGUUUUGGGUUGGUUUAUGAAUUGGCUGUUAUGUGAUACUCUUUCAGCUCAAUAAGAUUAGCAACUGCUACUUGAAUUCUGGGUAAAGUGAACAAAUUUUUUUAAACCGUGUAGAAGAGUGAGAGGAGCAUUAUUUUUUCACAAACUACAUUAAUGUUUGCACACAUAAAUGGUUGUUACGUGACACUUGAUAUUAUAUUAUUGCAAAAUGACUGUUUCUGUGCGUGGAGGGACAAGUGGGGACUCUGCCCCCCCAAACAGUACUACACCUGCACAACAAGGUGGCCAGUCAAAUGACUCUGGUCAACAGCAGGACAAUGAGAACUCAGUUAUACAGAAUGAUGAUAGUUCUAGUCUAUUGUUGCCUAAUGGAGAAGUGGCAUUUCCUCUUACUGAAUUGUCCAAAUUGGAUGAGAUGAUUAACAGGCCACGUUGGGUGGUACCUGUUCUUCCCAAUGGUGAACUGGAAGUUCUCUUGGAGGCAUCCAUCAAACUUUGCAGAGCAGAGCUAGACACCAAGAGUGAGGAUUGCCAGAGGUUCUUUAGAGAUGGCUUGACCACAUCAUUUCAUAAAAUUCUUAAUGAUGAAGCAGUAAAUGGAUGGAAGUAUGACAUUCAUAAAGCUAUCUUAAAGAAUACAGAGAAGCUUGUAGAGUUGUGUGUAACAAAACUAAGCCAAGAUUGGUUUCCUCUUCUUGAUCUUCUAUCUUUAGUAUUUAAUCCUAUGUCCAGAUUUAAUAUCUACAAUGGUGCCAGGCCUUCCGAGACAGUACCACAGGGAGCUCAGGUGGCUGAAAAUUCAAUUUAUGCUAGACCUCCUGAUGCCAGGUCACCAAAGGGGUGGCUUGUGGACCUGGUCAACAAGUUUGGUUUACUGGGAGGCUUUAGCACUUUACAGGAAAGAAUAUGUGAUGGCAGUAAUCUUAGUGUCCCACUCUUAGCAGCUCUCCUUAGACCAUUUGGAUCCUGUGCAGAGGUUCUCACAACUAGCACUGUAGAAAAAUACUUUUUACCUGUUAUAGAUUUUGUUCCUACAUUUCUUGAGAACUUAACUGAUGAUGAGCUUAAAAAAGAGGCAAAGAAUGAAGCAAAGAAUGAUGCUCUCUCAUCUAUUAUCAAGGCUCUUAGAAACUUGGCAGUGAGGCUCACAUCUCGAGAGGACAUUGCCAAGCAUUUGGAAACAUUUAAACUGAAAAUGAUACUCAGAUUACUUCAAAUUUCUUCUUUUAAUGGAAAGAUGAAUGCACUAAAUGAGAUAAACAAAGUUAUCACUGGUGUAUCAUACUUCACUCACAGACAUACUGUUGCGGACGAGGAGGAGUGGCUAACAGCAGAGAGGAUGGCUGAGUGGAUCCAGAAAAAUGGAGUGCUUUCAAUUGUGCUAAAAGACAAUCUCCAUCAGCCUCAGGUUAUUGAUUGUAGAUAUGAUUACACAAAGCUGAAGUUACCAACUACAACCUACAAGGCUGGAAAACAUGAUGCAAUUGUAAAGAACAUCCAUGACCUCCUGGCCAAAUUAGCUUGGGAUUUUUCUGCUGAACAGCUAGAACAUCUGUUUUCUUGUUUCCAGGAAAGUUGGACAAAUGCCAGUAAAAAGCACAGGGAAAAACUUUUAGAGUUGAUAAGACGUUUAGCAGAAGAUGACAAAGAAGGAAUCAUGGCCCAUAAGGUGUUAGGUUUAUUGUGGAACCUUGCUCACAGUGAAGAUGUCCCAACUGACAUCAUGGACUUAGCUCUGAGUGCACAUAUCAAGAUCCUGGACUACAGUUGCUCACAGGACCGUGAUUCUCAAAAAACAGAAUGGAUAGAUCGUUGUAUAGAAGAGUUACGUAGUGACACUUGGGUUUUACCAGCACUCAAGCAAAUCAAAGAAAUAUGUUCCCUUUUUUAUGAGGCUCCACAAAACUAUUCUCACACUCAGCGUAACCCUCACGUAUAUUAUCGACAUGAAGUUAUAAAUCAGCUGCAACAGACUCACUCCUUGGUAAAGAUAGUUGCUGAUAAUCUUGCAACCUACAUGCAGAAAGUUCACACUCUGAUGGAAGGUAAACCAGAUGUAGUCCCAGGUGAUAUAAAAAUCGAUGGACGAUACAAUCAUGUGACUCAAGUACAGGAGAGACUUAACUUUCUCAGGUUUCUUCUCAAAGAUGGACAGUUAUGGCUAUGUGAACGCCAGGCCAAAUUGAUCUGGCAGUGUCUUGCAGAAAAAGCUGUUUUAUCAUCUGAUAGGGAGAGUUGUUUCAAGUGGUUUUCAAAGUUGAUGGGGGAUGAACCAGACUUAGAUCCUGAAAUAUGCAGAUCAUUCUUUGAAGGAAAUGUCCUCAAGUUAGAUCCCUCUCUUUUAACAGAAAAUGGCAUAAGAUGUUUUGAAAGAUUCUUUAGAGGAGUCAAUGUUAAAGAAGGUAAACUAGUGGCUAAGAGGAGAGCUUACUUAAUGGAGGAUUUGGAGUUGAUAGGAGUGGAUUACUUAUGGCAGGUGGUACUUCAAGGUUCAGAUGACAUUGCUGUUCGUGCCAUUGAACUGCUCAAGGAGACUUUCACCUCCCUGGGACCUAAACUAAGAGCUACUCAGGUUGACAUCCAUGAUAAGUUCAUCCAGAGUUGUACAGACCAGAUAUGCCAUUCUGCAGAUGUAUUUUCCAACAAGGGUACAGAGAUUACCCAUAUCGAAGACAAGUCUACAAUUCCAAAGGAAAAGCUUCAGCAAGAAGCAAAGAAAACAGUCCGUUGUCUGACAGUUCUUAAAGAGUAUGUUGCGGAGUGCGAUGAUGAACAUGCAGAGGAACGAGCAAUCUUACCUCAUGGAAGGUCAUGCCGUGGCCGACAUGUUUCUCUGAUUGUCAGAUUCCCAUCCCAUGGUCGUCAGGGAGAAGACUUUGAGAUUUGGUCACACACAAAUGAGUCUAUAGCAUCUGUCAGACGACAGGUUAUGAGCAGGUUGAAGAACUCACUACAGACAGCCAGGCUUGAUCUGUAUGUCAAUGGAGAGAUCCUCUGUCCUUCUGAUGACAAGAGAUUAAUUUCACAAGUGCCAUUGAGAGACAGGACAUUAAUAACAGCCAAGAUUGGAACAAUGAAUAGCUCCAUGCCAUCAUCACCUGAUUCAUCAUCAGACUCGUCAGGGGGGUCUACACCAGCUGCUCUGGAUGGUCCAAACUUAGAUGCUGAGAACUGCCUUCCAGGAGUGAUGUUGUCCAAACGGCACAGCUUUAUGCAAUACCUAAUUGAUCUAUCUGAUCAAGGUAUAGCUCAUAACAUUCCUGAUCUAAGAGAAAGAGUUCAACAACUCCUUAAUCUCAUACCAUCAGAUACAGAGACAGUGGGAAAUAUCAAGAAUGUUUGUAGACCAUCAUCAGAAAACAGUUCUAAACAAUCUUCUGCUUUACUUGACAACAUGUUCUUCAUAUCCUCUUCAACACAAGUUCUUUACAACCUAGAGAUUGUUUAUUCCCUUCUUAUGCCUGCUGCCUUGCCCAGUCACGAUCACCAAACUUUAGAAUUCCAGGUGAACUUUUUGAAAUGUGGUGGCAUUCAAUGCAUACUUAACAUGCUGACAAGUACAGAAUUCCUUCAACAUGCUGAUGUAAUCACUAAAAGAGCUGCAUUCUACACUCUCCUUAAAAUGGCCAAGUUGUUGCUGACAGUAGUGGGUUACGCUCAGGUUACAGUGGUAGCAGAAGCCAUUCAACCUUCUGACCCAUCCUGUUCCCCUCCUCCAAUCUCUGCUAGUGCUCAUAAUGCUGCAGUCAUAUUACAGCAAGCCUUGCAGUACAUUCCUAACCCUGGCACAGAGUGCAUGUUACGGAACAUGGCUGUAAGACUUGCUGGUCACUUGAGUAGUCAGGUUACAGAGCCUUUACCUGAUCUAAAUGCUGUCAAGUCUGUGCAACGGUUAUCAUGGGCUGCAGGUGUGGGCAUGUUACAUCUCAUCCAAUCAACAAAUGAAGAAAUACAUAAAGCAUAUGAUUCAAAGACAAGUACAAAAAGUCUUGAUAACGAUGACAUACAAGUGGCAAGAGAAGCACUUGAAGUACUUAGUGUGUGUUUAGCCUUAUGUCCAAGUCUCCUUGAAACUCUCACAAAGGACAAAUCCUGGCAAUGUUUUAUCAUCGAUCUCCUCAUAAUGUGUCAAAGCAGAGCCAUCCGAUGUAGCACAGCAGAACAGUUCUUUCUCAUUGCUACACGAUGUUCUCAUGGUCACAGACCACUCAUCUUUUUCAUUACACUUCUUUUUACUGUACUUGUGAACUCCAUUAAGGAUCAUGCUGGCUCUUCAUAUGAAUACUUUAGCUUGUUUUGCAAAUUACUUUCCCAUGCCUUUUUGACCCACUGUCCCCUGCCCACGGCCGAAAUGAUGCUGAACACCGAAAUAACAUGGCUCAAAAAAGCAAAGGAUUUAGUUUUAUCGUCUGAGGAAGGAAGCUCUGCCGUGGAUGACUCCCUGUUAGAAGGUCACCUAGGAGUUACGAGAGAAUUGUUACUUUUCCAGUCAGCUCAAAAGAAAUUUGCUAUUGGCUCACAAAAGGAUGGACCUAAUCUUAUCAAGGAUCUUGUCGAAGAUUUCAUCUUCCCUGCAUCCAAACUUAUCAUAGAUGCCAGGAAUGGUAAUGAUGACGUCUGGAACAAAAGAGUCACAGCAAUCUGCUCCACUCAAACUACGAUGGUAGCUGCUUUUGAUCUCUUAGUUGCUCUUUGUAGAGGCUGUGUUCAAAAUCUUAAAGUCUUAGCUGACAUCCUCACUGAUUUCUACUACUCCGGGGAGGACCCUCCUUUGACAGAGUGGGAACAUUUACCUCCAAUUGGACCUCGCCCAUCCAAAGGUUAUGUGGGUCUUAAAAAUGCAGGGGCCACGUGUUACAUGAAUUCCGUAAUUCAGCAGCUUUUUAUGAUUCCUGAACUACGUGAGGGUGUUCUGAAAGUGGAAGGAGCUGUGCAAAAGGAAGAGGAAGAUGGUGUGGACGUAGAGGAGAAAUCCGAGAGUGAGAACACCAUAGACACUGGAUAUCAGUCUGAAGACAACAAAGACAAUGAUAAGGACACUGACACCAACGAUACUAAAGAACUGGAGAUUAAGAGAUAUCAAAUCAGUGUGCUUAAUCAGAUUCAGUUCAUCUUUGGACACCUGGCACAGAGUCAGCUGCAGUUCCAUGUACCUCAAGGAUUCUGGAAAACGUUCAAGUUGUGGGGUGAACCAGUGAAUUUACGUGAACAACAUGAUGCCUUGGAGUUUUUCAACAAUUUGGUUGAUAACUUGGAUGAAGGGUUAAAAGCGCUGAGUGGAGACCCUCUGUUUUCCAACAUACUGGGUGGUAGCUUCGCUGAUCAAAAAAUUUGUAAAGGAUGUCCUCAUAGGUAUUCCCGUGAGGCACCAUUCAUUGCUCUAAAUGUGGACAUUCGUAAUCAUCAGAGUUUAGUGGAUUCUUUGGAACAGUUUGUCAAGGGAGACUUGUUAGAGGGCGCCAAUGCUUACCACUGUGAAAAGUGUGAUAAAAAGGUCGACACAGUCAAACGGAUGUGCAUUAAAAAGCUUCCUCGAGUGCUGGCAAUUCAACUAAAGCGCUUUGACUAUGACUGGGAAAGAGAGUGUGCUGUGAAAUUCAAUGAUUAUUUCGAGUUUCCACGUGACAUGGACAUGGAGCCUUUUACAGAGCUUGGUCUUGCAAAGCUUCAAGGUGAAAUGGCUGAAAACUCAACUGAAAGUGAAGCAGAGGAACAAUUAAAGAGUGAAAUAACAGGCAGUACCAAGUACCGGCUGGUGGGAAUAUUGGUACACAGUGGACAAGCUAGUGGUGGACAUUAUUACUCUUAUGUCUUGCAGAGAGUUUCUCCAGAUAAUGUUCCCAAAUGGUACAAGUUUGACGAUGGCGAGGUCUCAGAAUGCAAAAUGGACGAUGAUGAGGAACUAAAGACUCAGUGCUUUGGAGGUGAUUACAUGGGUGAAGUGUUUGAUCAUAUGCUGAAAAGGAUGUCAUACAGGAGGCAGAAGAGAUGGUGGAAUGCCUACAUCUUGUUUUAUGAACGCCUUGAUGUCAUGGAUAAAGGCAGAACUGUUGAUGUUGAUAGAAUCAUCAGAUGGUCUGAGGAUUGCGCGGAGAUGGAGCCUCUGGCAAUGACCAGCAUUCAGUUGGUUUCCAAGUUCCUUUUCACUACUGGCUUUCGAACCAAGAAAACCAUCAGGGGUCCAGCGGGUGAAUGGUACGAUGCAGUGUGUGUCUUACUCAGACAGUUUAAGGCUGUCCGGGAGUGGUUCGCCAAGUUUGUGUUGUUCUCCCAUCCUGAUCGCUUUUCAGAGUAUUUAUUGGAGUGCCCCAGCGGAGAGGUAAGAAGUGCCUUUGCUAAGAUUCUGGUGUUUUUAGCGCACUUCUCUCGGCAGGACGGCCCCUGUUAUCCGUACCCGGACGACAUUAAACAAGAAUCAGAUCUUGACAACAAAGCGACCCUGAGUGACCAUAUCCUAAGCGCCGUUUUGGGAUUAUUGAAGAAAGAGGUUCCAGAACACGGCCGUCACUUACAACAGUACUUUCACUUCUUUCUCAUGUACUCCACUAUUGGUCCACCUGAGAGACUUCAACUCCUACAGCUCGGUGUUCCCGCAACGUUCAUGCUGGUGGCAUUGGACGAGGGCCCAGGCCCUCCCAUUCGUUACCAGUACGCUGAACUGGGAAAACUUUACUCGGUUGUGUCUCAGUUAGUUCGCUGCUGCGACGUUUCGGCUAGAAUGCGCUCUUCCGUCUCGAACACACAGCCAAGAGCGAAUCCGUUUGGCGAAGGGCAUCCAGUAAUGGAGAUUCAGCCUGUAGUGGCAGACAUCCUGUUCACCAAAGCCACAUACUUAAAGAAAGUGAUUGAAGACAGCACAACUUCGGAAGACACGCUGAAACUGUUAAGAUUUUGCUGUUGGGAAAAUCCACAGUUCUCACGGAUAGUAUUAAGUGAACUUCUCUGGCAGGUUGCAUUUUCGUACACAUAUGAGUUGCGACCAUACCUAGACUUACUGCUGCAAAUGAUGCUUAUAACAGACUCCUGGCAGAGUCACAGAAUUCAUAACACCCUUAAAGGAAUUCCAGACGACAAAGAAGGUUUGUUUGACACAAUUCAGCGCUCGAAGAAUCAUUAUCAGAAGAGAGCGUAUCAGUGCAUCAAGUUCAUGGUCACUCUUUUCUGCAGCUGUCCCCUUGCGCACCAGAUUCUCAUGACGGCACAGGACCUCCGCCGGAAGUGGACAUGGGCAGUAGAGUGGCUUAAUGACGAACUGGAGAGGAGGCCGUAUACAGGAGGUACGUCGUACACUUACAACAACUGGUCUCCACCGGCGCAGUCCAAUGAGACGUCCAAUGGGUAUUUCCUUGAACGAUCACACAGUGCACGACUCACACUCGCCAAGGCCUGCGAAUUGUGUCCUGAAGAGGACCAAGAAGAACCUGAGGGAGAUGUAGAGGGGGAAAAUGGGAACUCCGCAGACGAGGCUUCCCCAAAUGUUGAACGCUCGAGUCCUAGACGGAAUUCUGAAGACCAGUCUUCCCCGGUCACUGAACAGAUUCCACCUCUAGAUAGUAGUGAUACUGUUGAUAAUGAAUCCACCACCAAGGUACAAAAUGAGGAGUCUGACUGAGCACUAAGUGUUUUGGAUACUUCUGUGAACUGCAGUAGCCAUCGCCGGGAUGUUGUAUACCGGUUGGUAUCCCCAUGGCAACUAGCAAGCCACGACUGCGUGGAUACAGUGGCAUUUGUCACACUCUGACCCAAUCUUAUCACGGACAAGAGGCACAGCGUCCGUACUUGGACAUAUUUACUUUGAUUGUUACAAUAACUUGGAGUCGAAGUGGAAAAUGCUAAUUUAUUUUUUUAUUUAAUGUAGAGGGCCGUUUACUUUGACUGAACGACUCAGUUUUGUAGUAUUUUCAGAUGGUGUUUAUAUGCGAUGCUCGAUUGUGGUGUAGUUUCAAUCCGUUGUCUUCGUGUAGCCCUCUCUCUUUCAGUCUGAUGGUGAUAGAAUAAUCACAAGCCCGAUCAGCAGUCGUUUCUCAAGAAAUUCUCAAUGUUCUGUAAAAAUUUUAAGAGGAAAAAAAAUGGAAUAAUUCUAGAGCCUAUAAAAAGUACCAAAAUAGAAGUAUUGUCACCUGUUCA